AGUUUUCUGCUGUGCGCGUCCCCGGCCGUUCGGUGAUGGUGGUGCUGAUGCAGGGCGCGGGGGCGCGCCGCAGCAUCGUGCAGGGAGCGCGCCUUUAUUGCAAGACAGGACGAUGCGGUUGUCUCUGCGCAUCCUCUCCGGGCUCUCCCUCCGCAAACCGGGCAGACAGGGUCUGCCGUGAAGACCCUGAAUCCUCGUCAUCAUUUCGGUGUCGGUGCUCGACUCUCGGUGUCCUCGCUGCAGCGGGAGGCCCGCACACCGAGCUCUGGAUCUCUUCACCGGGACGCAGCGCUGCGGUGGAUCCACUUCGGCCAUGGCGCAGCUGAGGAAACUCCGAGAUCUUCGGGUUGGAUGAAGGACGAAGAGGUUUCUUAACUUUCCUGCGGGGAGGAGACAAGGAAACCAGCCUGUCGACCGCUUUGAGAUUCAUGUCUGGGUAAAACCCGAACCCUCUCUCGGCCCAGGACAUCAAAAAAAAUACUCAAGGCCCCUCUGGAGCUCCCUGAACCUCAGUUUGAGCACCACCCUGCGCACUAAAGACUCUUCUUCCUCAGUUUCCAGCCCCCUGCGGGUUCAUUUGUUUGUAACUGCAUUAUAUUGGAAGAUUGGUGUAAACAGAGGCAGCAGACAUGAUGGAUGCGGCAGAGUGCGGGGUGAGGGUGAUGUGUCGCUUCAGGCCCCUGAACGAGGCCGAAAUAACCCGAGGAGACAAAUACAUCCCCAAAUUCAAGGAGGACGACACCGUGGUCAUCACGGUGAGUCUGAACCUUCUUUGUUGGUGAUGCUGAUGUUGUCUGUGUGUGUGUGUCUGUCUGUGUGUGUGUCUGUGUGAAGGCUCAGAUACUAACACUGCAGUAUUUCAGAGGAACAAAGUCACCUGGAGCUCUGCAGGGAGGCUGAGAUGCCAAGUGCGCAAUAACAACACAGUGUGGUGAUGGAUCUUAGAGGACUAUGAAAACAGCAGCACAGUCAUAAAAUCUGAAAACAUAUUAUAGGAGAGAGAGGAGGAACAAUAACAGAGACCACUCUCAGAAGUCUGCAGGAUCAUUUUAGGGGCCGUCAGGGAUUUUCUGCAGGUUCAGCUACUGAGCUGCUUCUAUAUGUUUGUGGACAUGAUGCUUCAGAGACUAUAGUGAAUAAAACUGCAGCCAGGUGGUCUAAACAAGGCCUUUAAAACCCACCAUGAAUUAUGCAAAACAUGUGUGAAGAUAAAUUCUGCUCGUAUCUCUGCAGGAUAAGUUCAUAUUAUAAUUAGGUUAGUAACAAACUGCAAAAACAUGAGCUUGUAUAAUUAUAAAUCUGGAUAAACCAGGUUUAGGUGAAUCUAAUCUAAGAGGGUAAUUGUUUGUCUUAAACUCUUAUUGUUUCAAUAACAUCAAACAGGAGCUGAGCUGAUCAGAAAGGGUUAAAAUCAGUAAGUAGCACGCCCCCUUUAGUGCCUGAAAUUUCUUUCCUUUAAAUAAAAUUGUAAUAAAAGUCCUUAAAUACGGAGUUUCUGCUCAGUCUGAAACCUCCAACCUUCAACAUUAAAUUUGAUCCACAGAGACGUUCUGCUGAAGAAUAUUGAUUUUUCACGAUUGCAGGCACUUAGAGGAGGUAACUAUCCAAUAAUCUGAGGUCAAAGGUUAUUCCCACAAUGACUUUGCAUCAUUAAAUAUAAAUGCUGAUUCAGGAGGCCCCGGGAACAUCGGUACACCGUGUUUAUAGCGAGUGGGUGGGGUAACAAGGCUGCCUUUGUGUGCACUGAGGAGAGGACUGCUGUCUGCUUUGUCCUCUUGUUUAAUUCUUAAUAACAUUUCAGUGAAAUUUCAUACGAAUCACUGAGCAGUUUGUCGUCUUCAUGGACGUUUCAUGUGCUUCAGUUUUGUCCUACAAACACUGCCUCUGAUUGUGUUUCUUUGUCUGUAAUUAAACAGGAAAUUAAAGUCAUGUUCGUCAGAUAUUUUCAGGAUUAUUGGUGGAGUUUACGUGUGCAUGCAGACGACAGUUAAGGAUGGUCAGGGUUUACUGCUGCAGGUCGGUCACCGUUCCCUCUGCUGAGUUCCUGCCAUCCAUCAAAGCGCAGAAACACAUUACAGAGGCCACACUCUCCGAUACAGACUGUGUCAGUAGUUUCUCUUCUUCAUCUCGGAGCUUCAGACAGACUCAGAGUGCUGCUGUUUGCUGCCUGUGAGUGCUGAGAGCUGCUUUUUACAGCAAACCGGCUCUUAACCCCCCCUGAGAGACAGAGUCAGGCGUUUGACAAGGGCAGGAGGAGUGAUGGAUGGUCAGAGAUCCUGGAAGCUGCUGGAGCAUUUAGGACGUCCAGAUUUAGAACAGCAGAGUGAGAGAAAGCGGCUGGAGUUGAUGGGGUUUAUGAGCGUCUUUUAGUCUCGUUUAGGGUGAAAGUGUCACAAUAAAUCCAGUAAAAAUGAUCAAAUGAACCUCAUCUCACUUUGUACCCACUCUGUCAUCUUAACACUGAUAUCAUGUGUUGGUCUGAAACAGGGUAAACCGUACGUGUUCGACCGAGUGCUGCCACCCAACACGGCGCAGGAGCAAGUGUACGACCAGUGUGCCAAACAGAUCGUCAAAGGUAGGAUGUUUCCGAGCCGUCUCUUUAAUCUGUCGUGGUUAUCUGAGUUCAUGGAGCAGGAAAAGAGGAGCGAGUUCUUCAGCUUUGUUUGGGUCAGACUGCUGUUGUCAGCAUCUCCUCUGCUUCGUCAGGGUUAUGUAACGUCUUUAUCAUUGCAGGAAUCAGAGCUGAUUUAGUGCCGACUCAUCAGACCGCUCCCCUGAUGUCUUGAACGGUCAUGUGACCUGAGCUGGACGAACUGAAUAUUGUCUCAUUUUGAGAAAGUGGAGCUGAGUUUGACUUUGGUUUAUGACCUUGAAAAGACCUGAUUGAAAUCCUGAAGACGUGACUUUUCUGUGAUUCCAGGAUUUGACUUGAACUCAGGACCUGGAUCAGGUUUACUUUCAAAGACAGUAGACCUGGUUUUGCUUUGGUUCAGUGAUGUGAGACGUGAUCCUGUGACUGGAGACUUCACUUUUUCCAUGAUCCUAGGUCUUAAGACUUGAUUCACUUCAGACCAGACCUUACCUGGACUAAAAUACCGAAGGCUCAGGACUCGGACAUGUCUGGGACUCGAUCACGGACUCUGAGAGUUAUUUGGUUAAUCUAAUCUUUGAAUAAACUCUGAUAAUCUGAUAUUAGCCCAGUGAUAGAAAGAUCUCCAUUACACACAGUUGCAUUAAUGUAAAUAACAAAAGGUUAAAGGUCGUGUUGUUAAACUCCAGAUGGAUGUUUGAGCCUGAAGCUUCAGGUCUAAAGUUCAUCAACACUCGGGUUGGUAUCUAUCAGCACAGAGAAGCAGAAGUCUGAUCUCUGUGUCUCUACAGAUGUGCUGGGCGGUUACAAUGGGACCAUCUUCGCCUACGGACAGACCUCCUCCGGGAAAACACACACCAUGGAGGUGAGAGACUCAGCUGUACUUCCUGUUCUUCCCUGUAGUUCCUCUAGACGAUCAGACAAACCCAGAGAAAGUGUUUAAAGAGCGGAAAUGGAUCUUUGGUCUGAAGGAUCAGAGCUCAGCAGGGAUUGUGUAACAGACUUAAAACCAACAUGAAAUCCUGUUAAGCUCCUGUCAUUAGAAAGCUGCAGGAGAUAAAAGAGUUUGAUUUCCUUCAGAUCUCUAAUUUUAUUGUUUUUAAAGGUGAUCAGAGGAGGUUUCUGAGGCAGUUUGAGGUUGAAGAAGUGAAAUCCAUCCCUACAAAAGCACUCAGAGCAGAUCGGCGUCCUCUGUCGCUCAUCCUGAAUGUAAAUGACCGUCAGACUUUAUUACGGCGACAGCAGCCUGAAGCCUCGUUUUUAAUCCUCCAAUCUGAGCUGUGAUGUCAAAAACCUGGUCUCUGUUUUCACUCUAAUCUGAACCUCUAACCCCAGCUGCCUCUCAGAAAACCUCUCAAACGUUCAAAAGCGUUAAACCUGAUAAUCUGCUGCUGCUGCUGCUGUGUUCAGGGCAAACUGCACGACCCCCAGCUGAUGGGGAUCAUCCCGCGCAUUGCCCACGACAUCUUCGACCACAUCUACUCCAUGGACGAGAACCUGGAGUUCCACAUCAAGGUGAGUGUCCCAUCAGAGUGAAACCGCUGGCUGAUGAAACUCUCAGGAACUAACGCUCUGUGGACGUCCUCUGCAGGUGUCCUACUUCGAAAUCUACCUGGACAAGAUCAGAGAUCUGCUGGACGGUGAGGAGAAUCAUUCAAGUCAGAUUUAAAACAUGUGAAGUUCAGGAGUGAAGCUUCAUUUUGAUCUUCCACAGUGUCGAAGACGAACCUGUCCGUGCAUGAAGACAAAAACAGAGUUCCCUACGUGAAGGUCAGUGAAGCUCUGAUGGUUCUUCAAACCGGACUGAGAACUUCUUCUCUCUCCUGGUUUCAUAAAUCAAAAUAAAAACCUUCUUUUGUUUUUUUUCUGCGUCAGGGUUGUACCGAGCGCUUUGUGUCGAGUCCAGAGGAGGUGAUGGACGUCAUCGAUGAGGGCAAAGCCAACCGUCACGUGGCGGUGACCAGUACGUGUCCGUGUUUGAACAUCCCUCAUUUCCCGCCUUCUUCAGUAUGAAACGAAACGAACGAAGGUCUGUUUGAAUCUUUCAGACAUGAACGAGCACAGCUCUCGCAGCCACAGCAUCUUCCUCAUCAACAUCAAGCAGGAGAACAUCGAGACGGAGAAGAAGCUGUCGGGGAAGCUCUACCUGGUGGACUUGGCGGGCAGCGAGAAGGUCAUUCCUCCUGAAGAUGGGUCACAGCUGCAGAGUGGUGACUGUUUUCAGCGCGUGUUAAGUCAAGUCGUUGUCGGCUGUUUUUCCACAGGUCAGUAAGACAGGAGCGGAGGGCGCCGUGCUGGACGAGGCCAAGAACAUCAACAAGUCUCUGUCGGCGCUGGGGAACGUCAUCUCAGCUCUGGCAGAAGGAACUGUAAGAAGGUUUCUUCACCUCAAAGAUCUGAACACUUCCUCCACCCGAUCAUACGUGACUGUGGUUCCUUCGUUUUCACAGAAAACACACGUGCCCUACAGAGACAGCAAGAUGACCCGCAUCCUGCAGGACUCUCUGGGAGGAAACUGCCGUACCACCAUCAUCAUCUGCUGCUCGCCGUCCGUCUACAACGAGGCGGAGACCAAGUCCACCCUCAUGUUCGGACAGAGGUACCUCACACUGUAGACGUCUGAAUGAAUGAAUGAUGAACACAUGAAUGAAACUCUUACAGGCGGUAAAUUCAGAGUGAAGUUCUGAUCAGGUUUGUUUGAAGUAGGCCUGUCACGAUAACAAAUUUUGCUGGACGAUAAUUGUGCUACAAAUUAUCGCCGAUAAACGAUAUUAUUGACACCGUUUUUUAAAUUAUAGAUAAUGAUAUUAUAUGGCAUAAUAAUGCGAGUACACCGUGUCAAAAGUGAUAAACUUUAAUUUCCACACGAGAACAACACUGGUUGUUUUCGUUGACUAAAAUAUUCCCCACGACGAAGACGUAACGUUGACGAGCUAAACAUAAGUCGGAGAUGACUAAAAUGUGACGAGACGAAAGUGCGUUUACGUUGAUGGGACGAGACGAAAAUGACGAACAGAGUUGCAAAACUCAGUCAGUUAAACGCUUAACAUAUAGGAGCAGCUUCAGUCCGCUCUGACAGCUCUCAUCAGCCUGCUGUGCUCCUCCAACACACAGACACACACGCACGCGCGCGCACACACGUGGAGUUUUGUGGUUGACGAAAACAAAACUGGUUUAAAGCCGAAAUAUUCCCACACUUGGGCUGUUGCGUUCGGUUUCGACACCAAAGCUGUCGUGUUCAUUCUGUUUGCUUGCUUUUCACUCACGACGCUCACUUGCAGCACUGUAUCCAAAAAGUCUGUGUCUGUGUGCCUGUGCGCGCCAGCCCCCUCGUGACAAAGACACUGAAUGACUGACAGGAGGGUUCACUAACUCCGUUCAUUCCGCUAUAGAGCCAACGCCCCCAGGUGCCGAGAAAAAUGCGCAGAGUGAGACCUCUUCUCUCAUCCAGCGUGUUUGGUAGCGAGAGAGGAGGAAAACAAACGCACGUCAAUUAUCGCGGCUGGCAAAAUGACCGACCUCGUUUUUAUUUAUCGAGCGAUAAGGCGAUUUAUUGAUUAUCGCGACAGGCCUAGUUUGAAGAGACGUUGGCUGUGAUAUCUGGAUGAUGAGGAGGAGGAGGAGGAGGAGGAGGAAGGUGACUCAUUCAGACUGGAGCUGACGGAAGUACUAAAACUGGACAACAGAUGGCGUCAGGUUUCCCACUGUGCAUCCGUGUUGAUUUCUGUUUACAGGUCCUUCUACAGAAGAGCGGUUAUUUCCACACCUCUCCUGUUUUCAGAUCCUCCUCUUUUCUUCUUCGUGGUCUACAUUUGUGUGACCAGAUCGUUGUGGAAAAAUCCAGCAGAAAAAUACCACCGUCUCCUCCGAGUCUCAAAGUGCUUACAGUCUGUAAUAAACCUCCGAGCAGCAGAAUCAGCGAGUCAGGAGAGACUGAUCACUGUGCAGCCAUCUGCUGAGAGGAGAUGAAGAGUGAGAGGAGAGACGGCGGAAAAGCUUCAUAGAUUACAUCAUUCUGAGUGUCAUUCUAUCCGUUAUAGCUCUAGACCGGUUCAUGGAGGUCCUGCAGAACUCCUUUUCAAACAUGCAUGCUCCUCUAAAGGUGCUGGAUCCUUCUGCUCCUCUUUCAUUAGUCUGAUAUCUGAUCCUGCAGAAAAUCCAGACCUUCAUUUUGUCAAACUGCUCACAUAACCUUUAGAUCUCUUUACUGGUUUAUUUCCAGUUAUCCUCGACUUCCUGGGUCCUUGUUUUAUGUUCACUUUGGUCGUAUGAUAUGGAAUAAUUUAGAAAAGAUUCAAGAGUUUAAAUGUUUGUUUACGGAGAAUCUGUCUGCUGUUUUACUCCACAGUUAAAGCUUCUCAUUUAUCCACAAACUCAACGUUAAAAUCUUUUGAUUUUCACUCUGUAGCUGUGAGAUGAUCUUCCUGACAUCAAGACUAUCUUCACUCUGCAGGGCCAAGACCAUCAAGAACACGGUGUCGGUGAACCUGGAGCUGACGGCCGAGGAGUGGAAGAAGAAAUUUGAGAAGGAGAAAGAGAAGAACAAGAGCCUGAAGAACAUCAUCCAGAGGCUGGAGGCCGAGCUGAACCGCUGGAGGAACGGUGAGACAAAAAAACUCAGAGCAGAGGAGUGAGGGGUCAGGGUCCGAGUCCGAGUCCAUGUCACGGCUCCCUGAACCUCCAUGACUGAUCCUAAAAUCAGGACUCAUGGUUGGAAAUGUGCUCGAUGUUGGUGAUUUAAGAUGAUCAUCUUCGACCAAAGACGGACACAGAUGUUUGAUGUUUCCUCUCGCCGUGUUUUCUUCAUCUCUGUCACGUUGAAAUCAAACCUCUCCUCUCCUCUCCUCUCCUCUCUCUUUCUUUUUUAUUUCUCUUUUGUUUUUUUUCUCCUCCUGAGCUGCAGAUAAGCUCAGCAGCAGUGAGCAAAGACGCUCGCUGAAAUACACUUUCUGCUGACGCCGUGUUUCUGCUGUGAGUCAGCUGCUGGCUUCACGCCGAGCCGCAGCUCUCUUUACCUUUUCUCUCCCGUCUCAAUCUGCAAGAGUCACUCCGGGAGCUUUAAUCUGGACAGGAAUAUCAUCUGGACUCCAAACUCAAGUGUCAGCUGACGGGUCAAAUGUGUCUUUCAGGUGAGAACGUCCCCGAGGAGGAGCAGCUGAACGCCAAAGAUCAGAAGAGCAUCGAGCAGAACGACAACACCCCCGUCAUCGACAACCUGCCGCCGGCCGGAGGAGGCGUCUCUGUCAGCGGAGAGGAGAGGAGCAAGUACGAGGAGGACAUCACCAACCUGUACAAGCAGCUGGAUGACAAAGUGAGACGAUGGCGUUUGUUCAAAUAAAGACACAUGAGAGUAUCUUCAAAUCUCUGAUCUCUGCUGAAAAUGUUUCCGUCACAGGAUGAUGAGAUCAACCAACACAGUCAGCUGGCAGAGAAACUGAAGGAGCAGAUGCUGGACCAGGAGGAGGUUGGUGUCGCCGCCCCUGAAUCUGAUCCACCCUCGGUUCAUGUAUUUACUGACGCCGCGUUUCUCCUCCAGCUGCUCGCAUCGACGCGGCGCGACUACGAGAAGAUCCAGGAGGAGCUGUGCCGGCUGCAGACGGAGAACGAGCUGGCCAAGGAGGAGGUGAAGGAGGUGCUGCAGGCGCUGGAGGAGCUGGCUGUCAACUACGACCAGAAGAGCCAAGAGGUGGAGGAGAGAGACCAGGCCAACCUGCAGCUGACGGAGGAGCUGCAGCACAAGACGGUGAGAGGGAGGCCUUCAACCCCAAACAUCAGGAGGAGGAGGAGGAGGAGUCUGAAUGUUAGCCAGUUUUCUUUACGUGUGUGUGUGUGUGUGUGUGUGUGUGUGUGUGUGUGUGUGUGUGUGUGUGUGUGUGUGUGUGUGUGUGUGUGUGAACAGGCGCUGCUGUCAGCUGUGCAGAGGGAGCUGAGUCAGCUGCAGGAGCUGAACGGUCUGCAGAGGAAGAGAGCCGCUGAAGUCCUGAACCUGCUGCUGCGAGACCUCAGCGACAUCGGGGCCAUCAUCGGCACCAGCGACGUGAAGGCUGCAGCGGUGAGAACACGCACACACGCACACACACACACACACACGGUAAAACCUGUACACACACACGGUUAAACCUGUACACACACCUCCUCCCCCUCUGACCCCCCUCAGUCCUCAGAGUCGAAGGGGAACGGCUCUGCGGUGGAGGAGGAGUUCACCGUGGCUCGGCUCUACAUCAGUAAGAUGAAGUCAGAGGUGAAGUCUCUGGUGAACCGCAGCAAACAGCUGGAGAGCACGCAGGCCGACGCCCACCGCAAGAUCCAGGCCAAUGAGAAGGAGCUGGCGUCGUGUCAGCUGCUCAUUUCCCAGGUAACGAUCAGACAAAGGUUCGGACGCUUCGGUCAAAGUUCAGCUGAAAAACACGCCGUUUCCUCCUGCAGCACCAGGCCAAGAUCAAGUCUCUGACCGACUACAUGCAGAACAUGGAGCAGAAGAAGAGGCAGCUGGAGGAGAGUCAGGACGCUCUGACCGAGGAGCUCGCCAAACUGCAGGCUCAUGGUCGGUUUAUGACAGCACGCUCAUAUUCAUGUUCUGUGACGAUAAAGAUGUUGGUAACAUGACAUCGUUCCUCCUCAGAGAAGAGACACGAGAUGUCAGGAGAGGAGAAGGAGAAGGAGGACAUCGGCAGACAUGAUGGAGACGAGGACAUCAAGGUGAGGAGGAGGAGGAGGGAAAUAAUCACAGCAGCUGAUAAAAGAAAAACAUGAAUCAACCAGCGUGUGUCUGACCGGCAGAAAACUCUGGAGGAGCAGCUGGAGAACCACCGCGAGGCUCACCAGAAGCAGCUCAGCCGCCUCCGAGACGAGAUCGAAGACAAGCAGAGGAUGCUGGACGAGCUGACCGAGUGAGCAAACACACUCCUCCUCCUCCUCCUCCUCCUCCUCACAUCAUCAUAGAUCUAUGUUAUCUAGAGCCACACUGAUCUCCUCCUCUCAGUCUGAACCAGGGUCUGCUGCUGGAGCAGGAGAGACUCAUGUCCGACUACGAGAAACUGAAGACCGAAGAGCAGGAGAAGGACGCCAAGCUGCAGAAACUCAUGUAGGUACCCCAGAGGGACACACUUCUUACUGACUGAUUCUGACUGACUGGUUUCAGUGAAUGCUGUGCUUUGUGUUCAGACUGCUGAAUGAGCAGAGGGAGCAGGCUCGAGAGGACCUGAAGGGCCUGGAGGAGACCGUGGUGAGUAUCAGACCCAGUCAGACUGAUCCCUGAGGACUCUCAGCUGAGUGUCCAGGUCACAGAAGAACCAAACAAUCAUCUGGAUCUCUGUCAGCUUCACCAUCGACCUGGUUUUAAACUAACUUCUCCAAACUCUGACCUCCAUGUGAGACCUCCUUUGACCUCCUUUGACCUUCUCUGUUUCAGGCCAAAGAGCUGCAGACUCUCCACAACCUCCGCAAACUCUUUGUCCAGGACCUCACCACGCGCGUCAAGAAGGUACACGCCCCCUCCGCCUGGUGUUUGUGGUGGUCGCUUCUCUGAGUCUGACCCGGUUUUUCUCUGUGUGUGUUUUCAGAGCGCAGAGCUGGACUGUGAGGAGGGACUUGGAAACGUGGCCCAGAAACAGAAGAUCUCCUUCCUGGAGAACAACCUGGAACAGCUCACCAAAGUCCACAAGCAGGUAAAGACCUCCAACAGGAGCAGGACCUGCUGAAUAAUGAGCAGGAACCUGUAUGCAUGCAAGAUCUGGUCCUCAACUAAAAACCCGAACUCUGCUCUCCAGCUGGUCCGAGACAACGCUGACCUCCGCUGCGAGCUCCCCAAACUGGAGAAGCGUCUGCGAGCCACAGCUGGGCGGGUCAAAGCUCUGGAGAACGCCCUGAAGGAGGCCAAGGAGAACGCCAUGAGAGACCGCAAACGCUACCAGCAGGAGGUGGACCGCAUCAAAGAGGCCGUGAGGGCCAAAAACAUGGCGAGGAGGGGCUACUCGGCUCAGAUCGGUGAGCUGCAGGUUCAUGUUGGUGAUUCAGAAGGUACAGGAACCUGAAGGACUCCAUCAAAUCCUCUUUGUUCUCUUUGUGCUGCAGCAAAGCCGAUCCGACCAGGACACCACCCGCUGUCAUCGCCCGUCUGCAGCUCCAUCAGGGCCGGAGGAGUCUACACACACAACUAACACGCAGAGGCAAGUCUGUGAGGGUCCGUGAGGGUCCGUUGUGAGGGUCCGGUGUUUUCUCAGAGUCUGAUCUGAACCUCCUUCAUCCGUGUUGUAAAGACGUCUAAACUGUCCUUUUCUUUGUUCAGACUGACCCUACCUGACUCAACGCAUGCCCAUCGCCUCACCUGGAAACCACAAGCCCCGCCCCUCCUGUUGGAGCACUAACGGGAGGCCAUCACCACAGACUGUCAGCGCUCAGAGCAGCAAAACGUCACACGGUGUAAAUACUGACAUGAGAUGUAGAAACCUGUCCAACCGGCUGAAUGUAGAUUUCUGAAAGAACAUGUUCGAUGUCUCUCAUUUGAUUUUAGUGGAAAAUGUCUGAUGAGAACAAACGAAGCGGACCCUCCUGGUCGUGGUCGGAUUCAUCAGUCAUGAUUUUCAAACGAGGCCCUGAGAGAUGGAGACGAGAAGUUUAGCUGAAAGUUUGGAGUCAGAUUUGUGGAGUUCGAUCUUUGUCAGGAGCUCACAUCCAUCUUUAGGUUGCAGUUUUAUUUUCUUUCAGUGUUUGUUUGAAUGUCAAACAUUAAAGGAAGGAUUAGUGACUUUGUUGUUUAGACUGAAACAGGAAAAAGGACAGCGCGCUCUGAAAGUGUCUGCGGUUAGUUUGGCUCAGAGAGCGGAAACGUGGAGAACCGAAGCUGCUUUAAAACUCUGUGAAGGUUGUUUUUUCAGAGUCCAUCCGACUGAAACUCUGGUUUCACAGUUGGAGGGUCGGAUCAGUUUGACCUUCGGCACAGAGUCAGGUGAGCUGUUUCCAGGCUUCCUGCUCAGCUAAGCAGGUGUAGCUUUAUUUGUAGCGUAAGAAACAAUCGAUCCAAGUCUGUCAGUUCUCACCUGGUUGCAGACGGAGGUGAGUUAGAGUCACUAAAUCUGACCUGCAGUGAGUCUGGUCCCCGCUUCUUUCACUUCAGCGCUAACACUCUGAAACUUUGUCCUAUUUUCAUGUUGACCCCUCACUCUUAGGGAGACAAUCACCGCUAAAGGAUCAUUUGAAUCUUCCUGAAGAAAAAAGUCCCAGUUUUAAAAAAAAAAGUCUUAACUUUAAAGAGUUCACAGCUGCUGUGGAGGGAGACGCUUUUCUGACGUCCUGCAGGGACACUGACCAGCCAAUCAGGCGUCCCAGAGAUGUCACGCUCUAAAGCUCCUGAUCAGCCAAUCAGAAACUUACAAAGACAGACAGCAGGUGAAAUGAUAUCGACCAAUCAGAGAAGAGUCUGUCUGUCACUCUGCCACACCCUGUGCCUUUAAAAUCCCCUGAAUCCCAGAGUCCCACAGUAUCCAGAUAUUUAACAGAAGAUUGUACUUUACCCUUUAACCACAGCUGUAUUCAAGUCUGUGCUGCUUUCUUUAGCAUGUUCCUGAAUGAUCCAUGUCAGAGCGCCGACUCUUCAGGCAGCAGACUGUGGGCCCCUGAAGUCCGUCUCUGAGCCUGGUUCCAGCUUCUUCCUUUGUCGUUUGUUUGUGGCUGUUUGGAGCGAUCAGGACGAUUGUAGACCACAUGAACGUGAAUGUAACUGCAUGAAGUCGAGCUUGUGUUUCACGGCAUGCUCAGGGAGGAAAAUGUGGGAGGAGUUUUUGUGCUUUUGUCUCAUCAGGAUGUACUUUAGAUUUUUUAGUUGGUUUGUUUCUUUAGGCUGUGGGAUCAUUACUCUUAUUAUUAUUAUUAUAUCUACAACUGAUGCAGUUAAAGCAAAUAAAGACGUGUCUGUUUCA
This is a messenger RNA of Xyrichtys novacula (pearly razorfish), 12507 nucleotides long. NCBI's taxonomy places the organism in Eukaryota, Metazoa, Chordata, Actinopteri, Labriformes, Labridae. The record is from the annotation of a GenBank genome assembly.